UUCCUCUGUCGUUGAGGGAUCCUCUGCUGUUUUGGUCCAUCCGACCCCAGAGUCGAAAAUGACAGCAAGGAAGUCUGGCUCACGACUGGAGACAGAGAUAGAGCGGUGCCGUUCAGAGGCCCAAUGGGACAAAAUACCGGAGUUAGUAAGGCAGCUCUCGGCCAAGCUCAUCUCAAACGAUGACCUCGGGGAGCUGUUACUGGGAGAAUGUAAGCUCCAGACAUACCUGAAGGAGAAUCCCAUCAAACAGGGUGCCAGUCCCAGGGGCCCACGACCCAAACUGGUGGAGGUCAGGAAACACCUCACUGCUGCUCUGGACAGAGGAAACCUGAAGGCUGACUACCUCCAGGAAGCCAGCCUGCUGAUGGCUAAACUCUGUUAUGUAGAGGGAGAAUAUAAAGAUGCUUUAGGUAACUAUAGCAGGGUGAACCUGGAUGAGCUGCAGCUGGUUGGGGCUCCUGUCUACAGGCUGUCCAUGAUAGCAGAGGCCUAUGCUACUAAAGGCCUGUGUCUGGAGAAGGUGCCAGCUGCCUCUCCAUCUCUGACCAAUAAAAACACGGGGUCUCCGUCAUCCAAUAGGGGCUCAACAGAACGGGAGCAGGAAAUCAUCACCUGCUAUGAAAAGUCAGGAGACAUUGCUCUGCUUUAUCUGCAGGAGGCCGAGAAGGCUCUGUCUGCAGGGAUUCAGAACCGCAGCCCAAAGCCUGGCCCUGCAGCCCAAGACCAGGAACUGGGGUACUUCCUGGAGACAGGCCUACAGAGAGCCCACGUCAUCCACUUUAAAAACGGCAAUUUGACACAUGGUGUAGGUCGAUUUCGGGAGAUUCUUCGGGCUGUUGAGACCAGAACAACUCAGAACCUUCGCAUGACCAUAGCGAGACAGCUUGCAGAGAUCUUGCUCCGAGGAAUGUGCGAACAGAGUUACUGGUCUCCUCUUGAAGACCCGCCCACUGCGUCGCCAUUGGACGAUCCCACUCGGCAAGGACACACUCACAGCAAGAACUACAGCUUAAGCCGACGCCCACGGGUGUACUCAGGAGAGAAUCUGUUUUGCCCUCAGGAAAACACAGAAGAAGCUUUGCUGCUGCUGCUCAUCAGUGAAUCAAUGGCAAACCGUGACGCUGUGCUGAGCAGGAUUCCUGAACACAAUAAUGAUCGUAUCAUCAGCCUCCAGUCUGCCUCCGUGGUGUACGACCUGCUGACUAUCGCUCUGGGCAGGAGAGGGCAGUAUGAGAUGCUGUCAGAGUGUUUGGAGAGAGCCAUGAAGUUUGCCUUUGAGGAGUUCCAUCUCUGGUACCAGCUCGCUCUGUCGCUAAUGGCUGCAGGGAAAUCCGCUCGGGCUGUUAAAGUUAUCAAGGAGUGUAUUCGUCUGAAGCCUGAUGAGCCCACCAUACCUCUACUGGCUGUCAAACUGUGUAUCGGACCCCUGCACUGGUUGGAAGAGGGGGAGUCCUUUGCAAAGAUGGUGAUUGACAUGGGGGAGAAAGCAGCUGAGUUUAGAGCUAAAGGCUACUUGGCCAUCGGCCUGGUUUACAGCCUCAAAGCCACUGAUGCGUCAUUACGAAGCACACAGGAGGAGUACCAGAGGAAAGCUUUGGGAGCCUUCCAAAGAGCUCAGAGUCUGUCUCCCACUGACCAUCUAGCAGCUUUCUACCUGGCGUUGCAGCUGGCGGUGUCCCGACAGAUCCCUGAGGCACUGGGCUACGUUCGACAGGCGCUGCAGCUACAAGGGGAUGACGUCCAUUCCCUUCAUCUACUGGCACUGCUGCUUUCUGCCCAGAAACACUACCACGAUGCUCUCAAUAUUAUCGAGAUGGCCUUGUCUGAAUACCCCGAGAACUUCAAUCUACUGUAUACGAAGGUGAAGUUGGAGUCGAUGUGUCGAGGACCCGAGGAAGCUCUGCUCACCUGUAAACACAUGCUGCAGAUCUGGAAGAGUUUUUACAACCUCACCAACCCCAGUGAUUCGGGGCGUGGCAGCAGUCUGUUGGAUAGAGCCAUAGCAGACAGACGACAGCUCAACGCCAUGACUCUGCCCGACUUCAGCGACCCUGAGACUGGCGGCCUUCAGGACGCUAACACUCUUGGUUUUUCCUCCAUGUUUUCUGUUUGUUCGGUCCACGCCACGUCUAUAGCAGCCAGUCGUGUGGAGCAGGCUCUGUCGGAGGUAGCGUCCUCUCUGCAGAGCAGUGCCCCCAAACAGGGACCCCUGCACCCCUGGAUGACUCUGGCUCAGAUCUGGCUGCAUGCAGCUGAGGUGUACAUUGGCAUGUCGAAGCCUGCCGAAGCCUCAGCCUGCACACAGGAGGCUGCCAAUCUCUUCCCCACAUCCCAUAACGUACUGUACAUGAAGGGCCAGAUCGCCGAGCUGAGGGGCAACAUUGAUGAGGCCAAACGCUGGUAUGAAGAGGCGCUGUCCAUCAACCCAACGCAUGUCAAGACGAUGCAGAGGCUGGGUCUGAUCCUCCACCAGCUGCAGCGCUACAGUUUGUCAGAAAAGGUUCUUCGGGACGCUGUUCAGGUCAACAGUACGGCUCACGAUGUGUGGAACAGUCUGGGUGAGGUGUUGCAAGCUCAGGGCAACGCCGCCGCUGCCACCGAGUGUUUUCUCACCGCCUUGGAGCUGGAGGCUAGCAGCCCCAUUCUGCCAUUCACCAUCAUACCCAGAGCACUAUGAAACACAAACACACACACACACACACACACACACACACUCUCUCUCUCUCACACAGUUCUUGUACUGUAGCACAGCGGCACAAAACAUAAACACUUCUCAUACACACACGGCAUGCCUGCAUGCUGCUUCCACACCUGCACAAAGUUUGACUGCCGAGCCCUCAAACACACACAAUAUACAGAUGCUUUUUUUUUUUUUUGCCAUCCCAUAACUGCUUCCCCUUUCUCUCCCCACAAUGCCUUGCUGUGGCUGUGUGACCCUUCGCAUCAUAAGAGUCCUGCUGCUGAAAACCUGUUGGUUGCCAUAGAGACGCACCCUCAGCUUGUCUGUUGCCACAUCAUGUGUGUCUACGCGUGAGAGAUCCUGAGUCUGUGCGCUGAUAAGUUGCUUGUGUGUAUCAAUAUGCACUUUUUGUGUGUGCCUGUUUGUGUCUGUGCAUGUACACCACAUCUGUAUGUGUGUGCCAACAUGUUGCCUGUGCAUAUUUGUGUGCAUUUGUAUGUGAUUUGUAGUAUGCUGUGUGUGCUUGUUUUGUCCUGUUUAAAGAUGUAAAUAAGAAUGACUCUUGAGUUACUUCUCUGGUGUUGUUAGCAUUAAGAGUUUACAUUUUGUUUACAUGGUAUCUUGCCAUUUUUCUUUCACACACUGAGGGUUGAUUAGCAGAUACGGAUGGAUUGUGGGCAGUUUUGUUUAUAUCUUUUUCUAAGCCAAAUAUUACACACACUACACACUGAAGUGACCACUGCGCACACAUGCAUUCUCAUUUACAUAAAUACAAUUUGCCACAAACACACACAUGUUCACUCGUUGCUGUUUAAAUGGAGAGAAUCAUAGUUACUGUAAGGCUGUCCGUGGACAGUCAGAUUUAUGAGAGUCUACUGGAGCACCGACAGACAGGAUCAACAGAUCGCUGAGGAAUCAAACCAUUAAAUUCUAAAUGCCAAAACCCAGGCUCCAUUUACACACACAGGAAAUCUUUUUUAAACUGCUCCUCUGUAAGAAAGUGUCAGCUCCCAGUCUUAAAUUAAAGCACAUUGCGUCUUGUGUUUACAGCCUUCAUCUGUCCAAUUUUGUCAUAUUUUACAGACUUACUGAGAUAUACAGUAUUUAUAUUAUCAGCCUGGCUUUCUGUCAGUUUACACCAAAUGAAAGAUACAUAAAUACCUUAAUAAAUGUGCAUUUUCAGUUCUUCCUGCUUAAUUAGAACACUUGACUUUAAAAAUAGUUAUGACUCGUAAACCUUUUAAAAAAAAAAAAAAAAAAACAGAUUUCCUGUUGUGUCUAAAUGCAGUCACAGUGAUUGUGUUGUCUUCAUGUCCUGUCACAGUCAUGUCAAAUACAACUAGAUGAAUAUAAUCUUUCUCUUUUUCCUAUUUGAUUUUUAAAUAUAAAUACAAAGAGUUAUUGUUGUAUAUAUGAUUGUUUCAUGUGAAUCAUUGUUAUUAUUUUAGAAAGUAAAUUAUAAAUAUAUUUUCUGGAGAAUGAUGUUACUGAGAUGCUGUUGGAGGAAUAAGAGGACGGCCUGAUUCUUUUCAGGGAGUCCUCUGUGCUGUAAAUGAAUGACUGAAAGGAGGAUGAUAAUAAUAAAAUAGUUAAAACAAUA
Messenger RNA from Sphaeramia orbicularis (orbiculate cardinalfish), 4280 nucleotides. It is a transcript of the gene ttc7b, whose product is annotated as tetratricopeptide repeat domain 7B. The coding region runs from base 59 to 2677 and encodes 872 amino acids. NCBI's taxonomy places the organism in Eukaryota, Metazoa, Chordata, Actinopteri, Kurtiformes, Apogonidae. Gene Ontology annotation, biological process: protein localization to plasma membrane; phosphatidylinositol phosphate biosynthetic process. The transcript is spliced from 22 exons. The record is from RefSeq and is a predicted model, not a curated record. Gene Ontology annotation, cellular component: plasma membrane. Gene Ontology annotation, molecular function: protein binding.